AUGCUACAGUGUGAUGGGGUACCUACACCCACAUUGCUACAGUGUGAUGGGGCACCUACACCCACAUUGCCACAGUGUGAUGGGGCACCUACACCCACAAUGCCACAGGGUGAUGGGGUACCUACACCCACAAUGCUACAGUGUGAUGGGGCACCUACACCCACAAUGCUACAGUGUGAUGGGGCACCUACACCCACAAUGCCACAGGGUGAUGGGGCACCUACACCCAUAAUACCACAGUGUGAUGGGGCACCUACACCCACAAUGCUACAGUGUGAUGGGGCACCUACACCCAAAAUGCCACAGGGUGAUGGGGCACCUACACCCAUAAUACCACAGUGUGAUGGGGCACCUACACCCACAAUGCUACAGUGUGAUGGGGCACCUACACCCACAAUGCCACAGGGUGAUCGGGCACCUACACCCAUAAUACCACAGUGUGAUGGGGCACCUACACCCAUAAUACCACAGUGUGAUGGGGCACCUACACCCACAAUGCCACAGGGUGAUGGGGCACCUACACCCACAAUGCCACAGUGUGAUGGGGCACCUACACCCACAAUGCCACAGGGUGAUGGGGCACCUACACCCACAAUGCCACAGGGUGAUGGGGCACCUACACCCACAAUGCCACAGUGUGAUGGGGCACCUACACCCAUAAUACCACAGUGUGAUGGGGCACCUACACCCACAAUACCACAGUGUGAUGGGGCACCUACACCCAAAAUGCCACAGGGUGAUGGGGCACCUACACCCAUAAUACCACAGUGUGAUGGGGCACCUACACCCAGAAAAAGAACAACAAGAAACAGUAUAAAAAUGUAG
Messenger RNA from Procambarus clarkii (red swamp crayfish), 825 nucleotides. RefSeq names its product bile salt-activated lipase-like. Lineage: Eukaryota; Metazoa; Arthropoda; Malacostraca; Decapoda; Cambaridae. The record is from RefSeq and is a predicted model, not a curated record.